This is a messenger RNA of Oikopleura dioica, 363 nucleotides long. The record is from the annotation of a GenBank genome assembly. NCBI's taxonomy places the organism in Eukaryota, Metazoa, Chordata, Appendicularia, Copelata, Oikopleuridae.
AUGGCAAGAAUUGCUAUGAUUUUUAACAACGUACAUUCGCCCAAAAUCCACAAAGCCAGGAAGGACCAAAAGAAACUAAACGAAUGGGUCUGGCAACGACAGGAUUCCGCUUACUAUAUCUUCAUGCCUGUAGCUGAAACGGACAGAUUCAUGCAGUGCUGCCACAUCACCAAGACCGAGCACAAAGGAAAGAACAUCACUAUCUUCGGAAGAAACCUCUUGCAUGACAUGAAAAACUGUACAACAACCUAUGCCAACUGGCGAAAAGAUAUCCGAAUUCCGGAGGACUCCGAGGUCUCAGUGACAACUUUUGUCGACAAACUUUCCGUGGCUGUAUCCAUUAGUAAAAUUACUCUGCAAUAA